Messenger RNA from Seminavis robusta, 582 nucleotides. NCBI's taxonomy places the organism in Eukaryota, Bacillariophyta, Bacillariophyceae, Naviculales, Naviculaceae. The record is from the annotation of a GenBank genome assembly.
AUGAGACGCUUCUUCUUUUUGGUGUUUCGAGUAGCUUUGCUUCUCUUACUGCAAAGCCCCAUCCGUGCCUUGGCCGAUGACAGCUUUCGCCCUCCUCCACCCAAAGCGGCUCCACCUCCCACUCCUCCCGAGCGACGAACCCAGUUGAUCACGCGCUCCACAGGCGUGGCUUGUAGUGCCGUCGCUGCCACUGUAACACUACGAAGAAUCAAUCUUCGAAGCCCCAUUGGCAAGGUUGUACUGGUCGUUGCGCUUGCUGCUUCCUACCUGGGAGGAGCGCAAACAGCCGGAUGGAUUGCAGAUCUGGUACCCGAAGCACCCAUACCAGCAGCGUUUCCACAGGAGCCGUACCAAAAACAAUCUUAUUCAUCAUCACAGGAUCCCUAUCAUGCCGAUAUUGAGGUGGAGGAUGUGGAACGAGAAGAAAUCAAACGGCAUCGCAAAACGACACUCCAAGAACAAUUGUUCUUUUGGAGGAAAUCGAAAUCGGCACCGGUGCCAAGCGACGAUACUCCUCCGGUACCAGAAUGGUCCAAUGCAUACCAAAAGAAACAAAACUACGAAGAAAAUUAUGGAAUUUAG